CACGGCUACCGAUCGCGAGGCGUGUACCGUUAAUGAACCGAGUAUGUAUCUAUAGGCCUUCUAUAUAUUGUUAUGUGUUGUACCAGCGGCGUGUAUAGAUGGAAAUGAUUGGACCUAUGUGCUCAAUUUAGUGCAAAGUAGGUCACUGUCUGUAGGUCGUUUCGUCUUUUUGUACUGCAUAAAAUUUGUAAUAUUGCACAACCGUACGCGUCAUUGUUGCACAGUAGAUUUGUUUACGAGACGACGACAGUAAGAACAGUCUGUGACGCUAUGAGGAAGCGUUUCGUUCGCUGUGAUACACACGUACGGGGAAAUAUUAUUUCUACAUUUGUUUUGGAGAUAGACGCCCAUCGAUAACAAAAACAACACGAAUCGGUGUUUAGGGUCGUACUUUAGCCUAUAUAUACGCUAUGUAGGGAGUCGGUACACGAGCACACGUUCACUGUCAAAGUGAAAGUUGAACAUGUGCACAUUCGUGUCAUGCUAACUCUAGCAGACUACAUACGCGUACACGUGUUGACAAAAUGUGUGGAUAUAUACAUAUAUGAUCGUUUGCCACUGUUGGAUCGAUAUGUUGAAGACGAAUGAUGGAGGUGAUGAAAUUGGUAUUAUAUGCAGGGCUUUGCACGUGUUUCUUGUCCCUGGAGCUUAUGGCGGUGAGAGGGAAACUGCUCGAAAAUCCCCCGUGCACACCAUCAGAAGUACAGAUGGAUAAUACAUGUGAGGUGUGCGCCCGGCCUGAACAAAGUGGAGUAUGUCACCCCGGAUACAAGUGUUCAGAUGUGGCAGCUGACAAUGCAGCAUUUUCCUGUUAUUACACAAGAUUAAAAGGUUGGGAAAACUUUUCAAAUCAGUAUGACAUCACGGUGUAUAAACAGGCCAACCAAUCGAGCCCGUUGCCGCUUAUCUCAACCAUUUUUUUGUACCAGAGAAAUCAGACAAACAGUGUAUACGGCUAUCCGGCCCUGAAUGUCAAAGUAGACGUCCCUUACAUGCUCUUUGGGCCUGGUGAACAAAAUGAAGUGCCGAAGUCGCUGCGCAUGGUGUUUUCAAGUGUGGAGGAUGCAGAAUGUAGGGACAGCUACUACUACAAGCAACACAUCACACGGUUUUAUAGAUUCUCCAGCUACUCCCCAACGUCUAGUGAUUUGCUAAAACCGCAACAAGUACAGUUUAAAUGUCUGACUGGCCUUGAUGUUUGUGGGAAAGUGCGUGUGUACAACGUCCAGUUGACAUCAUACACUGCUCCAAGUACUGGCUCCCUCUACAUCGAACAAAACUUUACUGUGACAGCCUUCAUGGAUGAAUCAAAGUGGUUUCCGGUAAUUGCGACAGCUGUUUUACCAAACAACAGUGUUUAUGUGGUAUUUAAUCCCAGAUCAUGGACUGGUGUCACUCAUGAGAUUUAUCUAGAAAACAAAGAUGGACAUAGAAAAACUGAUGUUCACAACUUUCCAAAAUCUGUUGAGAAGUAUGUUUGUGUGUUCGAUAAUGUAGAACCUGGUACCUACAGAGCACAGCUCUUGGUCAAGUACACCAAACAUCAGACAGAACCAGUGGCUAGGUACCAAUCAGCACCUUUGGUGAUUCCUGGAGAAACAGGUGAUAAAGUUUCACAAGAACCGCCAGUUACUAACCAAGGCCUUGUCCUGCCGAUUCUUGUGAUUGUCAGUUUUGUAAUAGCCAGCAUUUUGUUGGUGUUGCUGUACUGGCAAAGGAAAAAUAACCUCUUCAAAUUAAUCUGCCAGUGGUCAAGGAAUCACCAGGAGUCUAAAAACAAAGUAUUCCUACUAUACCCGAGGGAAGCAGAGAAAUUUGUGCCCUGCAUAACGGAUUUCCUGAAAAAGAAAUUAGUGGUUGUGAGUGAAAAGGAUUGGAAAAUUGGUCAGUCUUGUCCAUUGGAUUUGUUUCGGACAGAUAUCAAGCUGUGCUCCCAUCUACUUGUGUUAUGGUCCCCGUCGGCUUCAGGCCUCGUGUCUGGUCUCAAUAACCAUAGGAGUAUUGAGAUCAACCCUCGCUUUACAGUCCAAGACUAUUUCAGGGAGGCUGUUACCUUCUCAAAAGAUUUAAGCAUUUGUGGUAAUCUGGAAAUUGUGGUAUUAUGCAUUCCUGGGUAUGGAGAAAUGACAAUAUCGGAGAAUAUCGGGGAACAGAAGACCUUCAACCUCACUAGAGAUUGUAAAAAACUAUUAAAAUAUCUUACAGAUGAUAGAUCAGAUUUAAAUGACGUAGCUGAAAAUGCUCUUGACAGGGAGAUCAUGAGAAUAAUGAACCUACCACAUGAAGAAGAUCAAGUUAAAGUGGUUGAUGAUGAUUGUCCUACACCCUCCCAACCACUUCUGAAUGAGCAGAUGGAGAGGAAUAUGAACCCCCCACAGGAAGGCGAUCACGUUAUAGUUGUUGAUGAUGAAAGUCAAGAUAUCGAUGGAUCAAACAAUUCCUAUAUGCCAACUAAGCAUGAUACAGAUCUGUUUAACUUCAAUACAGAUCACAAUGAACCAGACAAUUUUAGUGGUCAUCACAAUAAUCCCGGGAAUUUUAGUAGUCAUCACAUAUCAGCUGGCCGUUUUGAAUAUCAUCACAUGCCAGACAACAAUCUUAGUGGUCAGUGCACACCAGCUUGCCAUUGCAAUCAUUACAUGCCAGACAACAUUUCUAAUGGUCAGUGCAAACUAGCACGCCAUUGCAAUCAUUACAUGCCAAACAACAGUUCUAAUGGUCAGCAUAUUCCAACAACCAAUUGCAAUGAUCAGUUGAUGGCAACAGACUAUUGUCAUGUCGGGACAGAAUUGGAUCCUCCACCCAACAAACCACUUCUGAGUGAGGAAUUAGACCAAGGCUACCAUACCACGAAAAGUUCAGACCUCCAAGGAAAAUUCUACAUCUUGUGUAAUGAUCAGUCUCUAUAGACUGUUCUGUAGUUCUGGCUUCUGUAGGAUUGUUAAAUGUAGCUUUUAUAGUAUUAUAAGUGAAAAACAAACUUCAAGUGAAUUUGAAAUGAUUUUGGGGCCAUAGUGGCCGAGUGGUUAAGGUCUCCUGACACUUUAUCACUAGCCCUCAACCUUUGGGUUGGGAGUUCGAAACCUAUGUGGGGAAGUUGCCAGGUACU
This is a messenger RNA of Pecten maximus, 3109 nucleotides long. RefSeq lists its product as uncharacterized. Lineage: Eukaryota; Metazoa; Mollusca; Bivalvia; Pectinida; Pectinidae. The record is from RefSeq and is a predicted model, not a curated record. Bases 585 to 2909 code for a protein of 774 amino acids. The transcript is spliced from 11 exons.